CAUGCAGGUUGAGGGACCCAAAAAUGGUUGCUAUGCUGUCUCGUUCUUCUCUCUUUUUGUAAAAGAAUGGAAACUGCUUCAUAUGCUCAUUUCACCUUCAUCUUGUUCGUAGUUCUAUUCAUUUUUGCAUAUUUCUGGUACCUUCCAAACAAACUAGAUUUCCAGCUAUGGUGCACCUCCAAGAAUCGAAUUCACUCCAACUUGGACUUGGUUUUGGAGACCCAGAUCCACAAGCCCAACGACCACACAGGGGAAACCCCUCACCACCCACUAGACCCACUUACCAUACAAGAAAUCAACAAGGUCAGAACCAUCCUCUCAUCCUAUGAGCCCUUUUUGUCUUGCUUCCCACCUAUUCACUAUUUAUCACUUGGUGAACCUGACAAGCACCGGGUCUUGUGGUGGAAACAAGGCGACCCUCUUCCUCCUAGGAAAGCACUUGUAAUUGUGCUAUUGAAUGGGCAAUCUCAUGUGCUUACAGUUGAUUUGGAGUUGGGCCAAGUCACAAGCCAUGAAAUCAAUCCUUGGUCGGGGUACCCUAUGGUGUCUAUGGAUGACCUUUCUGCCGCAAUCCAGGUGGCACUAUCUCACCAAGAGUUGAACCAAUCUGCCAUCGCAAGAGGGGUUCCCUUAUCGGAAUUGACUUGCAUCACACCGUCACCGGGUUGGUUUGGGCCUGAUGAGGAAGGGAGAAGGGUUACUAAGGUCCAGUGCUUCUCUAGCCAGGGCACAGUCAAUUUCUAUAUGAGGCCACUUGAAGGGCUAACAAUAACCGUGGACCUCGACAAGAAAGAGGUGGUGGAAUUUCUUGACAAGGGGAGAGGAAUUCCAGUUCCAAAAGCCACUAACACAGAUUACAGAUACACAGCACAAGACAAGCCACUAGAAAUGGAGCCAAUAAACCCAAUAUCAAUAGAACAACCGAAAGGUCCAAGCUUUAGUAUAGAAAAUCGACACAUGGUUAAAUGGGCAAAUUGGAUUUUCCACCUGAAGGCUGACCAACGAGCUGGCAUGAUCAUUUCCCGAGCUAUGGUUAGGGACUCGGAGACUGGGGUGCUAAGGAGUGUGAUGUACAAAGGGUUCUCUUCCGAGUUGUUUGUGCCUUACAUGGACCCAGAUGAGAACUGGUAUUUUAAAUCAUACAUGGAUGCCGGUGAGUUUGGUCUGGGGGCAACAGCGAUGUCACUUAUGCCACUAAAUGAUUGCCCGAGGUACGCACACUAUGUGGAUGGAAUUUUUGUGUCUUCUGAUGGGAAGCCAUAUGUUCAACCCAAUAUGAUUUGUGUGUUCGAACGUUAUGCUGGAGAUAUCGGUUGGCGUCAUUCGGAGAUCCCUGUUAAUGGUUUUGAGAUUAAAGAAGCAAGAGCUAAAGUGACACUAGUGGCUCGAAUGGCAGCAUCAGUAGGAAACUAUGAUUACAUUUUUGAUUGGGAAUUUCAAACUGAUGGUUUGAUUCGCAUUAAGGUGUCUCUUUCAGGGAUGCUAAUGGUGAAAGGGACAACUUAUCAAAAUGUGUAUCAAAUACCCAACCAAGAAGAAAUGUCGAGCCCUUUAGUCUCUGAAAACGUUAUCGGUGUUGUUCACGAUCAUUUCAUCACUUACCACCUGGACAUGGAUAUUGAUGACACUAAUAACACACUUGUUAAGGUUCAUUUAGUUAAGGAAGAGACUUUGCCAGGUGAAUCACCCAGAAAAAGCUACUUAAAAGCAAAGAGAGAGACAGCUAAAACAGAGGAAGAUGCAAGAAUUAAGCUUAAGCUCUAUGACCCUUCAGAGUUUCAUGUAAUCAACCCUUCAAGGCGGUCUAGGUUGGGAAAUCCUGCAGGGUAUAAGAUUGUUCCCGGUGCGACUGCAGCUAGCUUGCUUGAUCACCUUGAUCCUCCACAAAAAAGAAGUGCUUUCACAAACAAUCAGAUAUGGGUGACCCCCUAUAACCGAACCGAACAAUGGGCUGGUGGACUUCUAGUGUAUCAAAGCAAGGGAGAUGACACAAUUGCUGUGUGGUCUCAGAGGAAUCGAAAUAUUGAGAAUAAAGACAUUGUGUUAUGGUACACCAUGGGAUUCCAUCACAUUCCGUGCCAGGAGGAUUUCCCUGUAAUGCCAAUUGUGUCAUCGAGCUUUGAUUUAAAGCCUGUCAAUUUCUUCGAGAGCAAUCCUAUUCUAAGAGCUGCACCAUUUUUUGAGAAGGACCUACCCGUCUGUCGUCCUGCUGCCUCAUCUUGAUCGAUGGGUUGUGUUCAGAUGAGUGGCUGCCAAACAUUGAAAGAUUGGGCUCAGGGGCAUGGAUGCUCACAAUCGAUCGUCAACAACUGGCACUGGAACGUCUCCUCUAUUUUCCAAUUCAUUUGCUACGAUUUCGUCAUAUUGUGAUUUAUAGUUAAAAUGUAAAUUUUGCUUUUCAAUUUUUGUUAAUGAAAUUUUGUUGUUGUUAAGAUCAAUAUUGUGUUUAUGGAAUUUUUAAAUUUUUUUUGUGA
Hevea brasiliensis (rubber tree) is the source of this 2474-nucleotide messenger RNA. RefSeq names its product amine oxidase [copper-containing] gamma 1. Gene Ontology annotation, biological process: amine metabolic process. The record is from RefSeq and is a predicted model, not a curated record. The transcript is spliced from 6 exons. Bases 67 to 2223 code for a protein of 718 amino acids. NCBI's taxonomy places the organism in Eukaryota, Viridiplantae, Streptophyta, Magnoliopsida, Malpighiales, Euphorbiaceae. Gene Ontology annotation, molecular function: primary methylamine oxidase activity; copper ion binding; quinone binding.